AUGACUUCCCCGUCGAGGAAGCAUGCCAGGUCGUCGACAGGAAGUACGCAGAGGAGCACUAGAGAUGGGUCCGGCGACCAUGGGGCAGAGCGGUUCUACAACGUCGACGACGAAUUCAUCAGUCUCGGCGUCGGUGAGGUGUUCGAACUGGAUCCUCGUCCAACCUUCGCCUUGAGUUCAGAAUUCGACCUUGAUUAUGCAUUUAGCCCGGUCUUCUUGAACGUCAGUUUGCGCUCUGACCGACAGCUCAUGAACGUUAUUCCAUUCAGACCUAAAUCGUACGCUUCUCUAUCUCCGUCCAAAAGUCCGCCCUCGGACUUCCAAAGAUGGGUAAAGAAUGUUGCAACGACGGACGGCACCACGCCCUCCUUCCUGCAUGCCGGGAUUCUCUGGACUUCUUUCCGUGUCAAGAGGUGGAUUGUCAUCAGUGGCUGCCAUGUCACAGGACAUGUCAACGAUUCUGCUCUUGAUCGAAGUCCCCCAAGCUCAGCAUCACAGAGCGAAACAAUUAAUAACCCAUCUGCCCGACGGAUGGAGAUUUAUAGAAGAGAGGAUAUUCCAAAGCCAAGGAGGGUUUUGAGUUCUGAUAGUGAUAAUGCUGCCUCUUUACUUGAUCACAAGACAUCUACGUUGGAACCUUCCUUCAUUACACCUGGAACUCCAGAUUGGACUCUUCCUCAUCCCGUAGGAGAACUGAGCCCCCAUGUUAUUUUUGCGAGGAGUAUCGACUGGGGUGCAACACCACUAGGAGACAUGAAGUCAUGGUCUCGAGAAUUCCGUCAGAUCGCCUGCUUGCUCAUGGCACAUCCAUUCCCCCUGGCAUUGUUCUGGGGAGCCGAGCUUACAGUCGUCUACAAUCAAGCAUAUGCUCAGACUGUGGCUGGAUUGAAACAUCCUCAAUUAAUGGGCACAGGUUUUAGAGGACCAUUCAAAGAACUAUGGGAUAGCGUUAGUGCUAUAUUUGAUGAGUGCAGACAGACAGGAAAAUCUGUAGCGGUUUACAACCAGAUGCUCCCCAUAGAACGGCAGGGGUUUGUCGAGGAGACUUUCUAUACGUGGAGUUUGACACCCCUCUACGGAGGCACAGAUCAGAUGCUCGGGCUAUACAACUCUCCAUUCGAAACUACCCGCCAAACACGAGGCACUCGAGCGAUGAAGACGCUGCUGAAAUUGGCCCAAGAAACGGCAAUGGCACAGUCCGUUUCCGCAUUCUGGCCAAAGAUACUUUCGGCACUAAGCGAGAACGAGUUCGACUUCCCGUUUGCUAUUCUCUACUCUGUGGCAGAGGAUGAGGAGGACAUAAGUAAGGAUGGAAGCGUGUCUCAAUCAUCAGAAAACUCGCAGACGUUCAAGAGUUGUGCUUUGGAGGGUACGAUUGGUAUUCCUGCUGGACACCCUUCUACCCCUCAAAGAUUGGAUCUCAAAAGAUCAUACGGAGGCUUUGUCCCUGCAUUUCGGGACUCGAUACAGACUCGAGAACCAACUCUACUCACCAUCAAAGACGGGACACUGUCUGAGUCUAUGAUGGAGAACUUCGAGCUCCGUGGAUUCGGCGAACCCUGCAGAGAAGCACUUGUCUGUCCGAUCCGUCCAACCACUGGCGAAAACGUGCUUGGAUUCUUGGUCGUGGGAGUUAAUCCUCGACGACCAUUCGAUGAUGACUACCAAAGUUUCAUUCAGCUUUUAGAUAGGCAGCUGGCGACGUCUCUUGCAUCGGUGACGCUGCUAGAGGCAGAGGUGCGAAGAGGACUUACAGCAGCCGAAGCAGCAGCCAUAGAGCGCUCUAGGCUGUCGGAAGAAUUAGCUGUGCAGAAGAGCCGUCUCCAGCGGAUUGCUGAGGUAUCUCCAGUUGGCAUGUUCUCAGUGGACUCCGCUGGCCUGCUUCUAGAAGGAAACGAUAGAUGGUUCGAGAUGACAGGCCAUUCCCGAGACAAGAUUUUCGCUAUGUCCUGGAUGGAGACUGUACAUAACGACAGUCUUGGAGUGGUCCAAGAAGGUUGGAAAACAAUGACGGAAACUGGUAUUCCUUGGUCAUCUGAAUUGCGAUUGAAAAAGCCGUGGUAUGACAAAGUCACCGGAGACCAGGUCGACAGCUGGAUCAUUGCUGCUUGUCAACCAGAGUUUUCAGACGGGAAAUUGAAAACAGUGAUGGGUAGUAUCACCGAUAUCUCCCGGAUCAAAUGGGCGGAGAAUCUUCAAUCAAGAAGGUUGCUCGAGGCGGAAGAGACGAGGAGAGCUCAGAACAAUUUCAUCGAUAUUACUUCGCAUGAGAUGAGGAACCCUUUGAGUGCUAUCUUACAAUGUGCCGAUGGAAUAUCGAGCUCGUUAACAGACAUCAUCGACGUUCCAAAUUUGACCGCAGAAACUGUUACUAGUAUCAAAGAGAGUAUCUCGAACGCUGAGACUAUUCAACUCUGUGCUCAACACCAAAAAUCAAUCGUCGAUGAUAUCCUUACUAUCUCCAAGCUUGACUCUAACUUGCUGCUCAUCACUCCUGUUCCUAUUCAGCCAGUUGAGAUAGUACGGCGGGCUCUACAGAUGUUCAUGGUUGAGUGCCACAAAGUCCACGACAUCAAGAUGAAGUUCCAUAUCAGUCCUUCAUUCGAGAGCUUGAAAGUAGAUAUGGUCAUGCUGGACUCAUCGAGAUUACUGCAGGUCUUGAUCAACCUGAUGACGAAUGCUAUCAAGUUCACCAAGUCGUCACCAAAGAGGUCGAUUGACGUCUCGAUUGGAGCAUACCUGGAGCCACCUGAGGAGCAUGACUCGAGUUUUCAAUACUUCCCAACCAAGAAGGCCAAAUCAGACGUCACUACGUCCAGUGAUUGGGGUGAUGGCGACAUUCUGUACUUGCGUUUCGAGGUGCGGGAUAGUGGUUGUGGCCUAACAGCAGAGGAAAAGAAGAAACUCUUCAACCGAUUUUCUCAGGCCUCACCACGCACUCAUGUGCAGUACGGAGGAAGCGGCUUAGGACUGUUUAUCUCUCGUCAACUAACCGAACUUCAAGGCGGCGAAAUCGGUGCAGCUUCAGAGGCUGGUGUCGGUUCGACAUUCGCAUUCUAUGUGAAAGCUCGACGAGCUGGAAGCCAGCAAGACCACAAAGCCAUUCAGACACGCUUAAGCUCCGAGAUUCAAUCCAAAGCCCGCCUUCCCAUCAAUGCUCCCAAGAGCGAUGAAGAGCACGAAGGCUCUAUGUCGACACUCCUCCAGCUCCGUGGCACACCACCAUUACCAAGUCCAAAUUCUAGUCCCGGUGACUGGUAUAUUCUGAUAGUAGAAGAUAAUCUCGUCAACCAACGUAUCCUCGCACAGCAGAUUGGCAAAUUAGGGUGUACCGUCCAUGUUGCCAACCAUGGCGGCGAAGCACUGGACAUCAUCAAAGAGACGAAGCACUAUCGAGGCCGAGAAUUCGAUGGAAAGCAACUCUCUGUCAUCCUCAUGGAUCUCGAGAUGCCUGUUAUGGAUGGCCUGACCUGUGUCCGCAAGAUCAGAGAGAUGGAAGCACAAGGUCUGAUACACGGACGUCUGCCCAUUAUAGCUGUCACUGCGAACGCGCGAGGCGAGCAGAUUGCUUUGGCGAGGGAUAGUGGAAUGGAUGAUGUGAUGCCGAAACCUUUCCGGAUACCGCAGAUUCGGACGAAGAUUGAGGCGUUGUUGGAGAAGACGGCAAAAUUGGGGAUUAAAAACGAUAUGACAUGA
Messenger RNA from Cadophora gregata, 3696 nucleotides. RefSeq lists its product as uncharacterized. Gene Ontology annotation, biological process: phosphorelay signal transduction system; phosphorylation. NCBI's taxonomy places the organism in Eukaryota, Fungi, Ascomycota, Leotiomycetes, Helotiales, Ploettnerulaceae. The coding region runs from base 1 to 3696 and encodes 1231 amino acids. The record is from RefSeq and is a predicted model, not a curated record. The transcript has 14 exons. Gene Ontology annotation, molecular function: phosphorelay sensor kinase activity.